CCUACGCUUAGUCUGGAGAAGGGGUUAAUGCAGAGAGGGAGACACCCGACAAUAAGGGAGCGUAGGACAUUCCACAAGGCUUGUAGUGGAGGGAUAGAAGGAGAAAGGAAAAGGGAAACGGAAUUGAUCGACUACCGCACGGCGGACGCCCGACCUCAGCAGGUGCAGAGCUUCGCGACAACAGCAACGGCACGGACUAGACCGUUGGAAGCCCUCUCUGAGCUCUCCUUGGCAUGGCGGAUGCUGACAGAUGCAGCAACGGUGGCUUAUACCUUGGCCCCGUGCUCAGGCCGUUAA
This is a messenger RNA of Ectocarpus sp. CCAP 1310/34, 297 nucleotides long. NCBI's taxonomy places the organism in Eukaryota, Phaeophyceae, Ectocarpales, Ectocarpaceae. The record is from the annotation of a GenBank genome assembly.